This is a messenger RNA of Prunus armeniaca (apricot), 3564 nucleotides long. The record is from the annotation of a GenBank genome assembly. NCBI's taxonomy places the organism in Eukaryota, Viridiplantae, Streptophyta, Magnoliopsida, Rosales, Rosaceae.
AUGGCGGCUUCUGAUGCUUCUUCAGGACCAACGCCACCGCCUACUUGUGGUCCUAUUCUUUCUUCUGCUGCAUCGUCCUCAAUUCCAGCUUUCACUACUGUUACUGUUCAGAAUAUUUCCGGCAUGAUUCCGAUCAAACUUCAAGCAACCAACUAUUUGCUCUGGAAGAAUCUUUUUCUCCCAAUUCUUCGGAAAUUCAAGAUGCUCGGUCUCGACACUGGUGAUGAGCCGUCUCCUCGCACAAUUCUUGAUUCUUCUGGUUCCACCAUUGAGAAUCCAGCCUUUGAUCUUUGGUAUGAUAAAGAUCAAAGCCUGAUGAUUUGGAUUAUCUCUACGUUAUCUUCUGAUCUUCUCUCUCAUACUGUGGGUAUUGAGAGCUCGCGUGCUCUUUGGGAACUUCUUGAGAAACGCUUCGCUGGAGUUUCUCGUGCUAGUAUUCAUCAAUUGCGCUCGCGUCUUGAAACCCUCACCAAAGGUGAUCUGUCUAUGGUUACAUACUUGCAGCAGAUGAAGGAAAUUGCUGCUGGCUUGGGUGCGGCUGGCCAACCUCUCACUGAUUCUGAUCUUGUUGCUUACAUCUUGGCUGGUCUUCCUGAGAAGUAUGAUUCUUUUGUGACCUCUAUUGAAACUCGUAGUGACCUAGUUCUUCUAAUGAGCUUCAUGGUUUCCUGCUUGGUCGUGAAGCUGCGAUCCUACAUCGCACGACUCGUUCUUCUCUGCCGGUCACUCAUGAACCGUUUCAUGCUUAUGCUGCUUUUCCACACCACAGAGGUCGUGGAUCUCAUGUACAUUUUAAGCACAAAGGUCCUGGUCAGGGCCAAUACUCCUUUGCAAAAUUCUACUUUUGGAUCCUCUUCUCGUGCACCGUCUCCAUUUUCUCAUGGCAGCUCUUCUCCAUUUUCUUCUGAUGCUUCCCACUCCUCUCAUGGAGUUAUUGUUUGUCAAUUCUGUAACAAGCAUGGCCAUGGCGCUGCCACUUGCAGGAAGCUAGGUCUUCUUCUCAAUCAAUCUUUCUCUUCACAGUCCUUGUCUCAGUACUCAGGCUAUUAUGUCAAUCCACAGUCCCAACCUCCUUCUACCUCUUGGAUCAUGGACACUGGGGCUACCGCUCAUGUUACUGCUAAUAACAGUCAUCUUCAAAAUUCUGUUCUGUACUUGGGUUCUAAUUCUUUGCAAGUUGGAGAUGGUAACUGCUUACCUAUAUCGCAUAUUGGUUCUUCUGUUAUUACCACUCCUUUUGCUAAUUUUUCUCUUAGGCAUAUUUUACAUGGUCCUCAUAUUACUCAGAAUUUACUAUCGGUUCAAAAGUUCUUAGAGGAUAAUCAAUGUUCUCUAACUCUCUAUCCUUCUAAAUUUUCCAUUAAGGAUCUGGUUACACAGAAGAUGCUUUACCACAAUCCACUUAAAGAGGGUAUGUACAAGUUGACUACUGGUGUUGACUCUGUUGCUGCCAAGACCAGUUGCUCUACUUCUUCCUUUAUGGUAAAUAAAUGUGAUUUGCUCACUUGGCAUCAGAGAUUAGGUCAUCCUCAUGCUUCUGUUUUUCAGCAAGUCAUUAGUCAUAAUAACCUCCCUUUAUCUGGUUCCUUUGCUACAAAUGUACUCUGUUCUGCUUGUAAGCUAGGAAAGGCAUCCAAACUUCCAUUUCAUGGUUCAGGCUCUAAGACUACCAAGCCUUUGGAAUUGUUACAUAGUGAUGUAUGGGGUCCUAGUCCUAUACAUUCUAUUUCGGGAAAUAAAUACUAUGUUCUUUUCUUGGAUGAUUUUACCAAGAGUGAUUCUGGUGGGGAAUUCUUAAGUUCUAGUUUUCAGCAGUUUCUUAAUCAGGAGGGCAUUGUUCAUCAAUUAAGCUGCCCUCACACUCCCGAGCAGAAUGGUGCUGCUAAGCGUAAACACAGGCACAUAGUUGAAUUGGCAAGAACUUUGUUAGCUACUUCUAAAGUUCCUUUUCAGUUUUGGGUUGAUGCCUUUCUCACUACCCUUUACCUUAUCAACCGCCUACCUUUUACCUCCUUUCACCUCUCUCCUUUUGAACUACUAUUUCACUCCAAACCCAAUUAUCAUUCUCUUAAAAAUUUUGGUUGCCAAUGUUUUCCUUGGUUAAAACCUUACAGUCCAUCCAAAUUACAUCCCAAGAGUUUAUCUUGUGUGUUUCUAGGUUAUAGUCUUAAUCAUUCUGGGUAUCGUUGUCUUGAUCCUGUUACAAAUCGCCUUUAUGUAUCUAGACAUGUUACUUUUCAUGAAUCUAUUUUCCCUUUUCAUGCUACUAUUUCUUCUUCCUUUUCUGAUUCUAUUUCUUCCUAUUUUCCUAUCAUUCCUCUCACUUUUCCUGUGAUCACUUCUUCUCCUUCACAGUCUCAUUUAUCGCCCUUAUCCUCCUCUUCUCCUCCUUCUUUUGUGCCAUUUGUUUCUCCCCCUUCUCAACCGUCAUUAUCUGUUCCUUCUUCUUCUAUCCAUGUUCAAAACACUCAUCCUAUGCUCACUCGUUCAAAACAUGGUAUUUUUAAACCUAAAGCUCUUACAGCCACUAAGCAUCCCUUGCCUUCUUCUUUACAUUCUACUGCUCUUCUUCCUCCCACUCCCACUAUCUAUAAACAAGUUGCUAAACAUUCGGUGUGGGUUGAGGCCACGAAGAGUGAACUUGCUGCUUUGGAACAAACCAACACUUGGACUUUGGUCCCUCCCUCUCCAUAUCAGAAUUUAGUUGGUUCUAAGUGGGUUUUUCGCACUAAGUUUAAACCUGAUGGUACUGUUGUCAAAUUCAAGGCUCGUUUGGUUGCUAAGGGGCAUCAUCAGCGAGAAGGCUUGGAUUUUCAUGAAACUUUCAGUCCUGUGGCUAAGCCUACUAUGAUCAAACUUCUUCUUUCUUUGGCAGUCCAAUAUGAUUGGUUCUUAAAUCAAUUGGAUGUGAGUAAUGCUUUCCUUCAUGGUUUUUUGAAGGAAAAUGUUUUUAUGUCUCAGCCACCUGGUUUUGCAGAUCCUACCAGGCCUCAUUUUGUUUGUCAACUCAAUAGAUCCUUGUAUGGCUUAAAACAGGCUCCUAGGGCAUGGUAUGAUGAAUUGUUCAAAGCCUUGGUUUCUCUGGGGUUUCAAUCUUCUCAGGCAGAUUCUUCUCUUUUCAUUAAGACAAGUGGUGCUUCUCUUGUUCUUGUUUUGGUCUAUGUUGAUGAUAUUUUGGUCACUGGAAACUGCAACAUAGAUUGUACCUCUCUUAUUUCUCAUCUCAGUGCAAAAUUCCCAGUUAAGGAUCUUGGUCCCUUACACUAUUUCCUUGGCUUGGAGGUCACACGAUCUGCCCAAAGUAUGUUUCUUUCUCAAACGAAAUAUGCAUGUGAUCUUCUCAAGAAGACAGAUUUUCUUGGGGCUAGUUCUUGUUCAACUCCCCUUGGUUCUUACAAGUUGGAUAAUUCUGGGGAUAUUCUUGAAGAUGCACUCUUGACAUGGGGGUCUGGUUUACUAACGGUUCUCUUGGUUUGCAAGCCUUCACAGAUGCUGAUUGGGCUGGUUGUCCUAUUGAUCGGAGGUCUACCAGUGGCUGGUGUAUCUUUCUUGGUUCCAAUUUAA